Eremothecium gossypii ATCC 10895 is the source of this 666-nucleotide messenger RNA. It is a transcript of the gene EFG1, whose product is annotated as Efg1p. The transcript has a single exon. Gene Ontology annotation, biological process: maturation of SSU-rRNA from tricistronic rRNA transcript (SSU-rRNA, 5.8S rRNA, LSU-rRNA). Gene Ontology annotation, cellular component: nucleolus; preribosome, small subunit precursor. Bases 1 to 666 code for a protein of 221 amino acids. The record is from RefSeq and is marked provisional. Lineage: Eukaryota; Fungi; Ascomycota; Saccharomycetes; Saccharomycetales; Saccharomycetaceae.
AUGGCCAACUUAAAGUCUGCCAGACACCGCAAGGCUGCGUAUGAUUCAUCACUGCAACUGGCCAAUGCGCUAGGCGCGGGUGCAAACAAGAUCAAGAAGCAAAUCCGGAAUGUAGAACGGUUGCUGGCCAAAAAGAGAGAUACGCUGCCCGAUACCGUUAUAGUGGAGAAGGAGCGUACUCUCGAGGCGUUGCGUUUGGAGCUUGCAAGUGCGGAAAAACGCGCGCUUGCUCGUAAGAACGCCAAGAAGUAUCACAUGGUGCGUUUCUUUGAGCGCAAGAAGGCUACCAGGCGAUACAAGCAGGCCCUCAAAAAGGUGGAGACCAGUGCGGGGGACGACGCUGCGCUCACAGAUCUGCGUCAGCGCGAGCUGGAGCUUUGCUAUGUGGUGAACUUUCCAAAAACAACCAAGUAUAUUGCGCUGUAUCCUGUUGAGGAGGAUCCGGAGGCGGCCAAGGAGACGGCGGCAAAGCGGGACGCAUUCCUGAAGGUCGUUGCCAAGCAGCUAAGUGAAGGCACGUUGCCGGUGCCGCUGGAACAGAUCCUGAAGGGUAAGAAAUUGAAUAAAGAGAGCACGGGUAUCUCGGUUAGUGACAGCGAGGAUGAGGAAGAACCCGGUCGGAACGAAGAAGCGCAUGAGGAAGAGGAGGAUGAUUUCUUUGAAUGA